Phragmites australis (common reed) is the source of this 1706-nucleotide messenger RNA. RefSeq names its product cysteine-rich receptor-like protein kinase 10. Gene Ontology annotation, molecular function: protein kinase activity; ATP binding. The record is from RefSeq and is a predicted model, not a curated record. The transcript has 6 exons. Gene Ontology annotation, biological process: protein phosphorylation. Bases 357 to 1469 code for a protein of 370 amino acids. Lineage: Eukaryota; Viridiplantae; Streptophyta; Magnoliopsida; Poales; Poaceae.
AUGUUCGCGCCUGGAGCUGCGACCGUUCCCUUCCUUCGACGCGAGCCUCCCGAUUGGUUCGGCUGGCCCGUUUCGUCGUCUCCGCCUGCGAUUCCGGGUCAGUUUCUCCUCGUUGACGACGCGGUGCGUCUGAAGUCCCGUGGACAGGUGCGCCGCGCGGCCGAACAGAGCAGGCGGCAGGGCACGCAGGGCGCCGUGACUGCGAUUGUUCAUCGAGGAUCGAGAUGCUUAGGCGCGUUGAACUCCGGGAGCCCGCCGCCUCCGAAGCUUAUGUUGACCAAAUGCUGCGGUUGAAAAAGCGAAAGCAUAAAAGCCAGAUCAGUUUAGUGUAUUGGUACUAAUUCCUGAUUGGCAUCAUGCUUUUCUGCGUGUAUGGUUGCCUGAAGAGGUUAAUCGUAAAUCAAAUAGGCAGAAGGAGAAGGCGAGGACCAUUUCGGAUUGCUGGCGAAGCUAGACCAACUGCAGCUUCAGUGAAAGGAGCAGUUCUGAGCUCACCAUUAGUUGAAUUCAGCACAGUCUGUUCAGCGACGAACAAUUUUAACGACAAGCUUGGGGAAGGUGGAUUUGGUCCAGUUUACAAGGGGAUACUACCCGAUGGCCAAGAGAUUGCUAUUAAGAGGCUGUCUCAAAGAUCAGAGCAGGGCUUGGAAGAGUUCAAGAAUGAGGUGAUCGUGCUAUCCAAGCUGCAACAUCGGAACUUAGUUAGGCUUUUCGGUUGUUGUGUUCAUGGAGAAGAGAAGAUGUUGCUGUAUGAAUACAUGCCUAACAAGAGUCUUGACUCAUUUAUUUUCAAUGAAAAUAAGGGACUUCUAUUAGGUUGGAAAUUGCGAGAGAAGAUUAUUCAGGGAAUUGGAAGAGGGUUACUGUACCUUCAUCAGGACUCCAGUCUGAAAAUUAUCCAUCGGGAUCUCAAAGCAAGCAACAUUCUGCUAGAUGAUGAUUUCAACCCCAAGAUAUCUGACUUUGGCAUGGCUAGAAUUUUCAGUAUACAUCAGCUUCAAGACCUUACUCAUCGAAUUGUUGGAACCUAUGGUUACAUCUCCCCGGAGUACGCAAUGGAGGGUAAAUUCUCCGAGAAAUCUGACGUCUUCAGUUUUGGUGUGUUGAUCCUAGAGAUUGUGAGUGGCCGGAAGAACAGCUCUUUUGUCGAUGAUGAAUGGUCGAUGAACCUCUUGGGCUAUGCAUGGACCCUGCGGAAGGAGGGCAGUGUCUCGGAGCUUAUUGAUCCACUGAUGGGUACCACAUACACUUACGACGAAGUCUGCAGAUGCAUUCAGGUGGGCCUCCUGUGCGUGCAGGAGUUACCAGCUGACAGGCCAACCAUGUCCCUAGUGCUCAGGAUGCUCAAUGGUGAUGUUACAAUUCCUUCUCCGAAGCAAGCUGCAUUUUUCGUUGGAAGAGUUCCCGUGGAUGACAACGAUACUGGAUCAGGUAAUCAGUUAACGAAUACAGAUCUUCACGGCAGGUAGUCUCAGCCUGCUGAAGCUUCAUGCUAUCUAUUCUACAGGCCCGUACAUUGGAUUGCCAAAUCUGUUGUGCCAUUAUUUUUACUUCCUAUUAUUAAAUAAGUAUGGGAUACACAGUGCAAGGGCUGUUACUUCCGGUAUAUAUUUACUUGUAAAUUGUGAACUGUUUGUGUAUUUGGGAGUUUUGAUUGUAUAUACAUGUGUAAAUGUUUUCAGUCACAUAAGUUUCUUGUUAUUCGA